Tarenaya hassleriana is the source of this 1050-nucleotide messenger RNA. RefSeq names its product pentatricopeptide repeat-containing protein At1g62930, chloroplastic-like. The transcript has a single exon. NCBI's taxonomy places the organism in Eukaryota, Viridiplantae, Streptophyta, Magnoliopsida, Brassicales, Cleomaceae. The record is from RefSeq and is a predicted model, not a curated record. Bases 1 to 1050 code for a protein of 349 amino acids. Gene Ontology annotation, molecular function: protein binding.
AUGGAUGACCAAGGAGUUGCGCCAGAUGUUGUUACCUACAACACUUUGAUAAACGGUCUUGGUUGUUAUAGUAGAUGGACUGAUGUCGCACGAUUAUUGAAUGAUAUGAUCAAAAGGAAUAUCACUCCUGAUGUUGUCACUUUCACCGGAUUAAUUGAUAAUUUUGUCAAAGAGGGGAAGUUUCUAGAAGCCAGAGAACUUUACGAGCAGAUGGUCCAGAGAGGUUUGGUUCCGAGUACUUUCACUUAUAAUUCGUUGAUUGAUGGACUUUGUAUGCAGAAUCGCCUUGAUGAGGCGAAAAAAAUGUUUGAUUCUAUGGCUACCAAGGGUUGUCCUCCAGAUGUAGUGACUUUUAACGCUCUCAUAAAUGGAUACUGCAAGUCUGGUAGGGUUGACCAGGGUAUGAAACUCUUUAGUGAGAUGUUUCGAAGAGGAGUUGUUGCUGAUACAUGUACUUAUACUUCUCUCAUCCAAGGGUUUUUUCAAGCAGGCAAUCUUGAUGCUGCCCGAAAACUUUUCCUAGAGAUGCAGUGUCAAGGUCAAUAUCCUAAUCUUGUAACUUUCAGUGUCCUGCUUGAUGGGCUAUGCAAGAAUGGAAAGCUAGAAGAGGCAUUUUGUUUAUACAACAAGAUGGAAAAGAGUGGGAUGAACCUCGAUAUAAUCGCACAUACUAUAAUCAUUCAUGGCUUGUGUGUGGAUGACAAGGUUGAGGACGCGUCGCGAUUGUUUAAUGGGCUUUUGGAUAGAGAAGUGGAACCAAAUGUGAAAACAUACACUGCAAUGAUUUCGGGACUUUGUAGAAAAGGUUUACUGGAUGAAGCCGAAAAGCUAUUUAGAGAUAUGAAAGUGGCUGGUUGUUUGCCAAAUGAUCGCACAUACAAUGCGUUGAUUCAGGGUCAUCUCAGGAAUGGAUAUACAUCUAAGGGUAUCGAGCUUGUACGUGAAAUGCGUAGCUGUGGGUUCUCUGCGGAUGCAUCGACCACAGAGAUUAUUGUAGAUAUGAUAUGCGAUGGAAGAUUGGAUAAGAAGUUUAUGGAUUCUCGUCCAUAG